CGCAGCCGGGCCGGGGCCGUCCGCAGGAGGAGGGCGAAGCCGAGGCACGGUGGCCGGAGGUGGCGCGGCCCCUGCCCCCUCGGCGGGGCUGGCACUGCGGGGACCGGAGGCUCCGCUGCGGGAGCCAUCAUUUGAGAUGCUUCCGUUGACUGGGAAAACCAUAAUAUUUGAUAGCUUUCCUGAUCCUUCAGAUACCUGGGAAAUAAUUGAGACUAUUGGCAAAGGAACUUAUGGAAAAGUUUUCAAGGUGUUAAAUAAGAAAAAUGGCAGCAAAGCAGCAGUCAAAAUUUUGGAUCCUGUUCACGAUAUUGAUGAAGAAAUUGAAGCUGAGUACAACAUUUUGAAAGCUCUCUCUGAUCAUCCCAAUGUAGUCAAAUUCUACGGCAUGUACUACAAGAAAGAUGUGAAAAAUGGAGACCAGCUUUGGCUAGUUCUUGAGCUGUGCAAUGGUGGAUCUGUGACUGAUCUUGUGAAAGGAUUUCUGAAGAGAGGUGAAAGGAUGAAUGAACUGAUAAUUGCUUACAUUUUACGUGAAGCUCUGAUGGGACUUCAGCACUUGCACGAAAACAAAACUAUCCACCGUGAUAUUAAGGGAAAUAAUAUCCUUUUGACCACUGAAGGAGGAGUCAAGCUUGUGGAUUUUGGUGUGUCUGCUCAGCUGACCAGCACUCGUCUCCGUCGGAACACCUCCGUGGGCACCCCAUUCUGGAUGGCUCCAGAGGUGAUUGCCUGUGAGCAGCAGCUAGAUAGCUCCUAUGAUGCUAGAUGUGAUGCAUGGUCACUGGGUAUUACUGCAAUAGAGCUGGGAGACGGAGAUCCACCCCUUGCUGAUUUGCACCCCAUGAGGGCACUCUUCAAAAUACCAAGGAAUCCUCCUCCAACGCUGCAGCAGCCUGAGCUGUGGUCACCUGAAUUCAAUGACUUCAUUAACAAGUGCUUGACUAAAGAUUAUGAGAAGCGUCCAACAGUAUCUACUCUUCUGCAGCAUGAUUUUAUUAAGCAAAUUGAAGGAAAAGAAAACGUGCUACAAAGGCAACUCAUGGAAUUUAUUGAUGUUCAUCAACAAAUGGGAGUCACUGAAAAGGCAAGAUUUGAACGUAUUCACACAAAGAAAGGCAACUACAGUAAGUCACUAAUUUCAAACCAAGAAGAGGUAGAUGAUUUAGCUACUUUGGAGGUACUGGAUGAGAAUACAGUAACAGAACAGUUGCAGAAGGGUUAUGCCAAGGAUCAGAUCUACACAUAUGUUGGGGACAUUCUCAUCGCUGUCAACCCAUUUCGGAACAUAGAUAUUUAUUCUUCACAGCAUUCCAAACUGUACAUUGGAGCCAAACGGACUGCCAACCCUCCUCACAUUUUUGCUGUUGCUGACAUAGGCUAUCAGUCCAUGGUGACAUACAACUCUGAUCAGGUACAGAUGGGUGCCUACUUACAUCCUCUGCCAGGUGAGAGGUGUGUGAUGAGCUCACUCUUGCUCUGUUCUCUGCAGUGUAUUGUUAUUUCUGGAGAAAGUGGAGCUGGCAAGACGCAGAGUGCCCACCUGCUGGUUCAGCAGCUCACUGUCCUGGGCAAGGCUAAUAAUAGGACUUUGCAGGAGAAGAUUCUCCAGGUGAACAACCUUGUAGAAGCAUUUGGAAAUGCAGGCACCAUCAUCAAUGAUAACUCAAGCAGAUUUGGAAAAUAUUUGGAAAUGAAAUUCACUUGUGGUGGCACUGUAGUAGGAGCUCAGAUUUCAGAGUACCUCCUUGAAAAAUCCAGAGUUGUCCACCAGGCAGUAGGAGAGAAAAAUUUCCAUAUUUUUUAUUAUAUUUAUGCUGGUCUCGCAGAAAAGAAAAAACUGGCACACUAUAAACUGCCAGAAUAUAGACCUCCCAGAUAUCUGCAAAAUGAUCAUUUCAGAAUAGUGCAAGAUUUCAUGAACAAUAGCUUUUAUAAGUCUCAGUUUGAAUUAAUAGAACAAUGCUUCAAAGUCAUAGGUUUUACACUGGAGGAACUUGGAAGUGUGUACAGUGUCCUGGCUGCCAUUUUAAAUGUGGGCAACAUCGAAUUUUCUGCAGUAGUAUCUGAACAUAUGAUUGACAAGAGCAACAUUUCCAAUCCAGUAGCCCUUGAGAACUGUGCAUCCCUGCUGUGUAUUCAGGCAGAUGAACUGCAAGAGGCCCUCACCUCCCACUGUGUAGUGACUCGAGGAGAAACAAUUAUUCGUCCAAACACUGUGGAAAAAGCCACUGAUGUCAGAGAUGCCAUGGCCAAAGCCCUGUACGGGCGCCUCUUCAGCUGGAUAGUCAAUCGCAUCAACACUCUACUCAAACCUGACAAGCACUUAAGUGAAAACGAUGAUGGCUUGAAUAUUGGAAUUCUUGACAUCUUUGGCUUUGAGAAUUUCAAAAAAAAUUCCUUUGAACAACUGUGUAUCAACAUUGCCAAUGAACAAAUUCAGUUCUACUUCAAUCAACAUGUCUUUGCCUGGGAACAGAAUGAAUACCUUUACGAAGGUGUUGAUGCAAGAGUUAUAGAAUACGAGGACAACAGGCCCCUCCUGGAUAUGUUCCUGCAGAAACCAAUGGGUUUAUUGUCUUUGCUGGAUGAGGAAAGUCGAUUCCCACAGGCAACAGAUCAGACACUUGUGGAAAAAUUUGAAGAUAAUUUGAAAUCAAAAUAUUUUUGGCGACCCAAAAGAGUGGAUCUAACCUUUGGAAUUUAUCAUUAUGCAGGAAAGGUUCUGUAUAAUGCAAGUGGAUUCCUAGCCAAAAACAGAGAUACUCUUCCAGCUGAUAUUGUGCUGCUACUGAGGUCAUCUGAAAACAACCUGACGCGACAGCUGGUAACUCACCCUCUCACAAAAACAGGUAACCUGGCACACACCAAAAGCAAAACUACAAUCAGCUAUCAAAUGUGGACUUCCCAAAAAUCAAUCAGUCAUACAAAGAAUGAAGCAGGAGAUACUGGGCAUCAUCCAAGAGAAACAACCAGCAUGAAAACACAGACAGUUGCUUCUUAUUUUAGAUAUUCUCUGAUGGAUUUGUUAUCCAAAAUGGUUGUUGGCCAGCCUCAUUUUGUGAGAUGCAUCAAGCCAAACAACGACCGGCAGGCAAACAAGUUUGACAAAGAGAAGGUGCUGGUUCAGCUGCGCUACACGGGAAUUCUGGAGACAGCACGGAUUCGGAGACAGGGCUAUUCCCACCGCAUACUCUUCGCUAACUUCAUAAAACGGUAUUACCUCAUCUGUUACAAAACAAAUGAUGAUCCUCCAGUCAGCCCGGAGACCUGUGCUGCCAUCUUGGAAAAAGCCCACCUUGACAACUGGGUUCUUGGAAAAACUAAAGUAUUCCUCAAAUACUAUCAUGUGGAGCAGCUGAAUUUAAUGAGGAAAGAGACAGUUGAUAUGAUUAUUUUGAUUCAAGCUUAUGUCAGAGGAUGGCUGGGUUCGAGGAGAUACAAAAAGAUAAAGGAACAAAGGGAACAAAGUGCUAUUAAAAUACAGUCAGCUUACAGGGGGUUUGUUGCUCGUAAAGAAUACAAAAAUGCAAAGCAUAAUAAAAAAGUGGAAGAAUAUAUUACCAAAUUUCAAGCAAUUGCCAGAGGAUACUUACUCAGGAAGAAGAGAAAAGAACUAAAUGAAACAAGAAACAAAGCAGCAAUAACAAUUCAGUCUCACUACAGGGGAUAUAAGGAGAGGAAGGUCUUCAAAAGCAGGAGGGAGUCACUGAGAAAGCAAGAAAUUGAAAAUGCAGCAACCAUUAGCAAGAAGGAAAAUGAUGAAGAACUUCAAGAUCCUGAGGAAAGUCCAACUGAAGGGCAGAGUGCCCUCCCUAGAACAGAAGAAGCAGCUGCCAUAGCAGAGGAUGAGUUAUCUGCUGUGGAAUUCCUUGAAGCACAACUGCAGCCAGCUCAAAAUGACACACUGGAAGAAGUGGCAAGUGAGGAGACUCCAGAUGAACCUGCUGCUGUCACUGACAGCAAGUGCUCUGGGUACAGUGACACAGGGGAUGUAGAGGAGCAGCAGCAAACAUCUACUGAAGGAGAGGCCGCUUCUGUGAAGCAGAACCUGGCAGUAGAAGAGGUUAGUGAAGGUGAAGAACAGGACUCUUUGGAAGAGUUACCCAGCAAAUCUUCUGUCAAAAUCCCAACUGAACCUAGACCCCAGCAAGAGCAAGAUAAUCAAGACACACUCAGUGCAGACUGGCAAAAUCAAGAAUCUGCUGUGGUGCAGCCCAGGACUGACAGGCAUGUGGAAAGAAACCACAUAAAGCAUGAAGCAGUGAUGCCUACAGGAGGUAAAGGAAUCACAAGAAAAGAGUCACUAAGAAGAGGCUCAUGGAAGCAAGCUGAGGCAGAAAAACAAGGUUCAGAAGACAAAGAGAAGGCAGCUGUGGUAAUACAGAGCAAUUACCGGGGUUACAGAAGGAGGGGUCAACUCAGAAAAGAAGGGAAACUACCUUGCAAAAGUCAAGAGAAAACAAUAAAGGAGCCAACAGAAGCAACACACGUUCAAAAUAAUAAUCCCCAAACAACAAAAGGUAGGGAAAGCACCAGUACAGAGGCUGAAGACCCUAAGAUACUGAAGGGAGAUGCAGAGAAAGAGGCUUGUGAUUUGGCAGCCUUUUCACGACAGAUAUCAAAAUUAUCUGAAGAUUACUUAGCAUUGCAGCAAAAACUGAAUGAAAUGAUACUGUCCCAUCAGCUGAGACCUGUGAUGAUGUCCAAAGAUAAGCAAGCUAAUGGCCGGCUUUCUUCCCAUGUUUGUCAGUCAGUUGUGGCCAAAGUAGAAGACUCUCGUCCAAUGCAGAGACCCCCCAGAAGGCCACGGAAGCCCAAGACAUUAAAUAAUCCAGAAGACUCCACCUACUACACUCUAAUACAUAAAUCAAUACAAGAUGAAAAACGGAAACCAAGAAAAGAAAGUCUGAGCAAAGUGCUAGAUAUAGAUAUCUACUACCAAGAAAUUUCAUCUCCAGACUCCACCCCCAAGGACAGCAGUACUACCACAAGAAGGAGGAGAUACCCAAUUGAGCGCAGGACUUCCAUUUUACGAGCUACUGAGCGGUCGAGGGUUGCAGAAAGACCCCUGGAAGAGAGCAAAGCUGAAGAUAAUCCCUAUGACUACAGACGACUGCUGCGGAAGACCUCACAGCGCCGGCGCCUUAUCCAGCAGUUCUAGCUGCUGCUGCUGCUCCUGCUGCCAUUUGGCUUUUAUUAGCAUAAUUUUUUUUUAUCAUUUUAUACCAUGUGUUUCCUUUCUUUUUUUUUUUUAAUCUUCAGUGUUUCAAGUUUGUGUGUGUGUUCAUCUGAAUAUGAAUUACUGUGGUUUACAGCCCAACACCAUUGCAAAGGGACACUGUCAGUCACAUACCAUUUUCUUCCCUAAUAUAAAAAUCAGCUUUCUUUCAUGUACCAUUGCUAGAUCCUAAAAUUAUUAAACAGCUUAAAUCUAGUUUACUUUCCUCAGUGCAUAUUUCUUUUUUUUUCCAUUUCAUCAGUCUCAUCCAAUCAAAAUAAUAAUUUACUUUAUAGUUCCCUAGUUAAGCUUUCAAAUUUCCAUAUGCACCUUCAGAAAAGCUUAGUUAUUGUUUCUAAUAAAUUCUUUCACAGCAAAAAUAUAUUUACAAGAGCACCAUGGGGGAAUUUCUGCUUAUUUUAGUUUACAUUGCCUAAAUUUUGGGAUGACCUGUUUGUGGCAAGUGUCCCUCUCAUGAAAAUUAACGUAUAUGAUUAAUUGGAUAGCAUACUAUGGCAGCUUAUUUCAUUAUUGACUUUACUGUAAAGCUAGUAGCCAGUUUUAAAGGUCAAUAUUGUGUGUAUAAUCUUUAUGUUGGAGAUGUCCAUUUAUGGGAAGUAUAUCCAGCCCUCUCCUCUGCCUCUGAGCUUUGUGACUAAGUGAUGAACUUUUAAAUCAUGUUUGCUUUGUUCUCAUUUGCAUUAGAUUUUUAGGAAUCUUAAUCUCUGGGGUACCAAGAAAGGAAUAGAAAUACACUCUCUGGUUGAUUGCUGCUGAAAUGUAAUGAUCAUUCUUAAUCAGUUCCACUAGAAAUUAAAUGAAAAUAAAAGCAAUAGCCACAGUGUUCAAAUUUCCCCCUGAUUCCUUAUUCAAAAGACCUUAUUUCACAGAAACCACACAGAUAAUUGCAGCGCUUCCUUUCAGGAUUCAUAAUUGCCUGUUCCCAGCUGCAAAGCAAGAGAAGGCAAAUUUCAUGAUGCCAGCAUAAAGGCCUGAUCCUACUCCGUUCCUCAGCUCUCCUAAAUGUGACAAUGGGCGGCAGCAGUCAGCCACAGGGGCUGGGUUUUGUCCAUUCCCCACGCGCAUUUGGCCUUCUCCCCAGAGACAGAUAACCAUCAUUUCCUGAUCUGUAACUAGUUACAAGGCUGUGCCCCAGAUUAAAAUGUACUGCAAUGUAAAAUUUGCUCUAAAUUGUUAAAAUUGUGAAAUCGGUUUUAAAGUUGCUUUGUCAUGUAUUAUUAAAACAGUAAAUAAAAAU
Prinia subflava (tawny-flanked prinia) is the source of this 6476-nucleotide messenger RNA. It is a transcript of the gene MYO3A, whose product is annotated as myosin IIIA. Gene Ontology annotation, biological process: regulation of actin filament length; peptidyl-serine phosphorylation; positive regulation of filopodium assembly. Gene Ontology annotation, molecular function: protein serine/threonine kinase activity; protein binding; microfilament motor activity. Gene Ontology annotation, cellular component: photoreceptor inner segment; filopodium tip; myosin complex. The record is from RefSeq and is a predicted model, not a curated record. The transcript is spliced from 34 exons. The coding region runs from base 137 to 5161 and encodes 1674 amino acids. Lineage: Eukaryota; Metazoa; Chordata; Aves; Passeriformes; Cisticolidae.